CCCGCGCCCGCCCUGCGCCCAGCACCCUCGGCCGGCCCCACUCAGGACCCUCCUGCACGGGGCCGCGCCCCCCGCGGGUCUCCGGCCCGGCGCUGCCGCCCCCCGAGCGGGGCUGAGCUGGACGGCCGGCACCGACCGCGCCGCCGGGGCCCGUUCCAGAGGAUAUGCAAGCAUCGCCUCCCGACGCCCAGCGAGCCCCCGGGCUCCGCUCCGAGCGCCCGGGGCUGCGGGACCAGCCGGGCACCCCCCGCCCUCCUCCCGUGCCGCCGGUACCCCCGGCACCGGGCACUGCUCGCGGGGGUGCCCAGGGUGCCUCCCCCGCCCCGGCGGGAGGCGGCCGGGCUCGGUACCCGGCACCGGGAGCCCCCAUUCUGGUGCUAACCCUCACCCCUCGGCCUUGGGGGUGCUCCGGCCGCCCCCUGCCCCGGGGGUCCCGUCCCGUCCCGUCCCGCCGGCGGCAGCGGGGGCAGCGGGACCCCCGCCCCGCCGCCGCAUGCCCGCGCCACCCCCGCUAACCGGAGAGCAGUAGAGCUGAAUGUAACCCCGGCCGGGCGCGCCCGCCGCCACAAUAAACUGUAGUGAGGUUCCUUUUUCUACCGGCGCCCCGUCUGUCCGUCCGUCCGUCCGUCCGUCUGCGCGGGGAGGGGCUCCGCGCCAUCCCUCUGCCGAAGGAGGGGUCCAUCGGUCUGUCUGUCCGUCUGCUAGGGGAGAGGGGCUGCAGUCUGUCUGGUUUGUGUGCUCACCCCACUGUCAGGAUGGGGAGGUGCAGUCUGUCCAUCUGUCCAUCUGGCCAGGACAAGGGGCUGCAGUCAGUCUGUCUGCCUGUCUGUCUGUCUGGACAAGGGGCUAUAGUCCGCCUGUCUAUCUUACCAGGAUGAGGGACUGCAGUCCAUCUCUCUGUGCAUCUGGACAAGGGGCUGCAGUCUAUCAGUCUGUCCCUCUGACCAGGACAAGGCUGCAGUCUCUCUGUCCAUCUGCUCAGAACAAGGAGCUGCAGUCUGUCAGUCAGUCUGUCAGUCUGUCUGUCUGGACAAGGAGCUGUAGUCCAUCAUUCUGUCUAUCUGACCAGGACAAGGGGCUGCAGUCCAUCAGUCUAUCUGCCUGUCUGUCAGUCUGUGUGCUCAGGACAAGCUGCUGCAGUCCAUCAGUCUACCUGCCUGUCUGUCAGUCUGUGUGCUUGGGACAAGGUGCUGCAGUCCAUCAGUCUGUCUGCCUGUCUGUCUGUCUGUCUGGACAAGGAGCUGCAUUCUGUCAGUCUGUCUGUGUGCUUGGGACAAGGAGCUGCAGUCCAUCAGUCUGUCAGUCUGUCUGUGUGUUCAGUACAAGGUGCUGCAGUACGUCAGUCUGUCUGCCUGUCUGUCUGUCUGGACAAGGAGCUGCAGUCUGUCUGUCUGUCCAUGUGCUCAGGACAAGGAGCUGCAGUCUGUCUGUCCAUCUUACCAGGACAAGCGGCUGCAGUCCAUCAGUCUGUCCAUCUGACCAGGACAAGGGGCUGCAGUCCGUUAGUCUGUCCACUACUCACUCGGCUGUCAGGGCUGUCAGGAGGUGUCCCCUCACCACAGCAGGUGCCCACCCGCGCGGUGUCACCCGGUGGCCGGGCAGGGCUGGGUGUGCCCCAGCCAGUGGCACAGGAGCCGCGGGCACUGCAGCGGUGCCAGCACCACGUCCCCUCCUUUCCAUGGAAGGGAUUGCUGCCAUUCCUGGUGGCAUUCCAGCUGCCACCAGCACCCAUCGUGGGCAGCACGGGGCGAGGCCAGACCCUGUCCUAGGUGCUGGUGGCUCUCUGGGCACCCACAGCCCUGAGGGCACCGGGAAUGUCUCCAUCCAGCGCGGUCCUGGCAGCUGUGCAUCCAUCCCCUGUGUGUCCCGAUGUUCAGCAUAAUCCUGGCCGCUGUGCAUCCAUCCCCUGUGUGUCCCCAUGUUCAGCAUAAUCCUGGCAGCUGUGCAUCCAUCCCCUGUGUGUCCCCAUGUUCAGCAUAAUCCUGGCAGCUGUGCAUCCAUCCCCUGUAUGUCCCCAUGUUCAGCAUAAUCCUGGCAGCUGUGCAUCCAUCCCCUGUGUGUCCUGUCCCCUUUGGGAUGGGCCCAGCUGCCUGUUGGGGUGGGAUGGGGUGUCUGGAGGCUCUGGUUGUGUCCCCACUCUGAGAUGUGGGGGACACCUUGAGCAUGGGGACUGUCCUCAGGCAUUGCAGCACCACGACCCUGGCCUGGCAUCUCCCCAAUUUACAGGAGUCUCAGACCCCACACACUCUUUGAUCCCCCACCAGCACUGCCUGGCUCUCCCUUCCCAAUACCCUUGGUCACCUGGCCAUGCCCUCAUGGCUUCCAGCUCUGUUUUUGCACUGUUUCACCCUAAAAUCCUCUCCCCACUAUUUGUUUUCUGAAUAAGCACGGAGCCAAAGUGUCCAGGAGUGGAACAUGUGCUGGGCAUGGAGAAGCCCCUGGCACAGGUCAGGACCCUUUGCCAGAGCCCCCCAGGAGCAGGGGCUGAGUCCAGGGUUCUCGGUGCCACAUCUGCCAACACAUCCUCAGCUGGAACUCCCAACACGAAUUGAGUUGCACAUUCCUGUGCCAUGGAAAUCUCAAUCUCAGCCACAUUCCUGUGCCAUGGAAAUCUCAAUCUCAGCCACAUUGCUGUGCCAUGGAAAUCUCAGCCACAUUCCUGUGCCCAUGGAAAUCUCAGCCACCACUCCCAGCUGGGGCUGGUCCCUGGCACCACUGGCACCACCGGCCCCACGGCCGGUGCCAGGCGCAUCCCCAGCCCCAGGCAGUGGCGCUGGCUCGGCAAGCACGGGCAGCAGGCGCGGCGUGGCGGGGCCCACACCAAACUGCUCGGUGUUUUCGCUGGGGCACAGCCCCAGGCAGGAGACAUGAGCUGCUGUCAGCUGGCAGCGAGGCUGGCAGGGAUUCCAUGGACGGGCACACCCACACAGAGCACGGGAAUGGGCACACCGGGACUUCACGGGAACU
This is a messenger RNA of Melospiza georgiana, 2967 nucleotides long. RefSeq names its product keratin-associated protein 10-6-like. The coding region runs from base 875 to 1882 and encodes 335 amino acids. The transcript is spliced from 2 exons. Lineage: Eukaryota; Metazoa; Chordata; Aves; Passeriformes; Passerellidae. The record is from RefSeq and is a predicted model, not a curated record.